GUUGAUGAGCUGGGCCGGCUGCCGACGCGGCUGGGAGCCCAGUCUGUCCCGCAGCGGUUCCAGCUGGAGUGGCAUCCGUCUCCCGCCACCCGUUGUCCCGGGUUUCUAGCCUCUGAGGACCGCCCCGACCUUUACCCUUACCCACUUCCCCCUCCUACUCCCUGCACCAGCGUCCCUGGUAUCUGAAUCUCCACUGCUGGCGCCCCCAGCGUUUCUUCCUCUCCGCGGCAAACCCCGCGACCUCCAGCAGCCCGCCCCCGCGGGCCCGAUCCUGCCUGACGGCUCCCGCCGCAGCCAACCUCAGCCUUCCCGCUCACCCAGAGAUCGCCCCACUACAAUCCGGGUGUCCGCCCCCGGGCUUCCCUGCUCCUUCUUCCCGCCCCCUCGGAGCCCCCUCCCCAGUCCUGGUCAGCGGGCAUGCAAGUGUCUAUCGCGUGUACCGAGCAGAACCUUCGCAGCCGGAGCAGUGAGGACUGCCUGUGUGGACCCCGGCCGGGCCCUGGGGGCGGUAAUGGCGGGCCAGCCGGCGGAGGGCACGGGAAUCCUCCAGGGGGUGGAGGGUCGGGCCCCAAGGUCCGAGCUGCACUGGUCCCCCGACCUCCAGCGCCGGCUGGGGCCCUCCGAGAGAGCACCGGCCGAGGCACUGGCAUGAAAUACAGGAACCUAGGAAAGUCUGGUCUUCGAGUGUCCUGUCUUGGCCUGGGUACUUGGGUCACGUUUGGUUCUCAGAUCUCUGAUGAGACAGCAGAGGAUGUACUGACAGUAGCCUAUGAGCAUGGUGUAAACCUGUUUGACACCGCCGAAGUAUAUGCAGCAGGAAAGGCUGAAAGAACCCUAGGCAACAUCCUCAAGAGCAAAGGUUGGAGGAGAUCCAGCUAUAUCAUCACCACCAAGAUUUUUUGGGGAGGACAGGCAGAAACUGAGCGUGGCUUAAGCCGCAAACACAUCAUUGAAGGGUUGAGAGGAUCCCUGGAACGCCUCCAGCUGGGAUAUGUGGAUAUUGUCUUUGCCAGUCGUUCAGACCCCAACAGUCCUAUGGAGGAGAUUGUGCGAGCCAUGACCUACGUCAUCAACCAGGGCCUGGCCCUAUAUUGGGGGACAUCCCGAUGGGGGGCUGCAGAAAUCAUGGAGGCCUACUCCAUGGCCAGACAGUUCAAUCUGAUUCCUCCUGUGUGUGAACAAGUGGAGCACCACCUGUUUCAGAGGGAGAAGGUGGAGAUGCAGCUACCAGAGCUCUACCAUAAGAUUGGUGUUGGCUCAGUCACUUGGUCUCCUCUGGCUUGUGGCCUCAUUACUAGCAAGUAUGAUGGGCGAGACCCAGAUAUGUGCAGGGCCACCAUCAAGGGUUACCAGUGGCUCAAGGACAAAGUGCAGAGUGAGGAUGACAAGAAGCAACAAGCCAAAGUAAUGGACCUUCUCCCCACUGCCCAACAACUGGGCUGCACUGUGGCCCAGCUUGCUAUAGCCUGGUGUCUCCGCAGUGAGGGGGUCAGCUCAGUCUUGCUGGGGGUGUCGAGUGCAGAGCAGCUGAUGGAACACCUGGGUGCCCUAGAGGUGCUGAGCCAGCUGACACCGCAAACAAUGAUGGAGAUAGACGGGCUCUUGGGGAACAAAUCGCAUUCCAAGAAAUAGUUCGUCGGUGGCGUUGGGGCCAACCCGGAGUUAAUCGCUCCAGCCUGCCAGCCGCUUCCCGCAGCCGCCCCUCCUACUCCGGAUUCCUCCACGCAGUGGCCAAACCAGGGUAGCCCUGCCCACAAACGAAUCCUGGCUUCGUAGAGAUUCGCAUGACCAA
Castor canadensis (American beaver) is the source of this 1792-nucleotide messenger RNA. It is a transcript of the gene Kcnab3, whose product is annotated as potassium voltage-gated channel subfamily A regulatory beta subunit 3. Gene Ontology annotation, molecular function: potassium channel regulator activity; voltage-gated potassium channel activity; transmembrane transporter binding. NCBI's taxonomy places the organism in Eukaryota, Metazoa, Chordata, Mammalia, Rodentia, Castoridae. The record is from RefSeq and is a predicted model, not a curated record. Gene Ontology annotation, cellular component: cytoplasm; voltage-gated potassium channel complex; membrane. Gene Ontology annotation, biological process: regulation of potassium ion transmembrane transport; potassium ion transport.